GCCAUUUCCCAUUUUAAUUCCUUUCAGAAUAUCCCAUUUCUUUUCAUUGUUUCCAUUGGUCAUCCAUUUCUUCUCUUUGGAGAAAGAUGUCAGCUCCUACACUCUCCAUGGCAGCCGGUGUUGCAGCUGUCUCUUCUUCACUCUACAAUAACACCAAACCCUCCUCUCUUUUUUCUUCAUCGAUUCACUUCCUUCCUUCAAGACUUAGCUCUAAGCAGUUAAAACCUUCCAACCUCAAAACCCAAAGCCUCAAUUCCCUUCCUUUGUCUCCUAACUUAUCUCUCCCACGUCUGCCCUGCUUUUCAGCAGCUUUUGACAGCUUUCAAGUUAAUGAAGAUGACCAAAGCAGUGGAGAAGAAUACUCAGAAACAGAAACUCAAGACCUUGAAGAACAACGACAACAAGAGGAAGCUGAAGAAGAUAAGGUUUCAGAGUCUGGCGGUGAAGAAGGAAAGUUGUAUGUUGGGAAUUUGUCUUAUUCAAUGACUUCUUCUGAGUUAACUGAGAUUUUUAGUGAGGCUGGUAGUGUUGCUAAAGUGGAGAUUGUUUAUGAUCGAGUUACGGAUAGGAGCAGGGGAUUUGGCUUUGUAACAAUGGGGAGCGUUGAUGAGGCCAAAGAAGCAAUUAGACUGUUUGAUGGAUCUCAAGUCGGAGGUCGGACAGUGAAGGUGAACUUCCCGGAGGUCCCAAGAGGAGGUGAGAGGGAAGUAAUGGGACCAAGGAUUCGGAGAAGUUACACAAGCUUUAUCGACAGCCCUUACAAGAUCUAUGCAGGAAACCUAGGUUGGCGUGUCACUUCAGAAGGUCUCAGAGACGCAUUUGCUAGCCAACCAGGCUUGUUGAGUGCUAAAGUCAUCUAUGAAAAGGACACAGGAAGGUCUCGUGGUUUCGGAUUCAUUUCCUUUGAGUCAGCAGAGACCGUUGAGUCUGCGCUAACUGCCAUGAAUGGAGUGGAGGUUGAAGGUCGACCUCUACGAUUAAAUAUGGCUGCAGAUAGAGCUCCACGUACUCAUUUGCCUGCCGAAAAUAGUCUUGAAAGCAGCGAAUUGGUUUCAGGCGUCACUGUUUGAUAGGUAUACUAAAACAAAUAGGUGAUUUUGAAAGGAGGAUCUAGAAAAUUAUGCAGAUAUAUUACCUUUCACUUCCAGAUUAUGUUUCCAUAAAUAUCAUUUUCCACCUUAUUCAAGAACUGAUUAAAAAUGUGUUGCAUGUAAAUCAUAGAGCGAAGGGAGAUGAUUCACUCGACUUCUAAAUUUUGGACUAUAUGUAAUUCUACAUUGUUUGAGUUAUGCAUAUUAUGACAAUUCCAAAAGCAAAAAUUCCCAUAGA
Molecule: messenger RNA, 1329 nt
Organism: Gossypium raimondii (Peruvian cotton)
Lineage: Eukaryota; Viridiplantae; Streptophyta; Magnoliopsida; Malvales; Malvaceae
Product: RNA-binding protein CP33, chloroplastic
Exons: 4
Coding region: 87-1070 (327 amino acids)
Cellular component (GO): cytosol
Molecular function (GO): mRNA binding
Source: RefSeq, a predicted model, not a curated record